AUGUCGGGUGCGAACUCCGUGGUGACUGUAUUCCAAAAUUUGUUCUCAAAUCAUGGUUCAACAUUUCUAAAUAUAAUUUUGGUAGUAUCCACUAUCGGUGGCCAGUCGAUCAUUCGGAAGUUGACAUUUGCCUGUCCAUGUUCGUAUCCGCUCAAUAUCUAUCACUCAGCGGUGUUCAUGUUCGGUCCGUCGACCGCUCUAUUUAUAAUAGGAAUUAUGCUGAACACAACUACAUGGAAGAUCGUACAUGGCACGUGUUUCAGGGCAUCAGAAACUCGCCACACGUGUUCGACACUUUUCGCCUCAUGGGUGGAGGUGGUGGCACAAGCACUUCUUGCACCAGCCGCCUGGUUAUUCGUAGUGUUUUUGGACGGUGGGUGA
This is a messenger RNA of Cooperia oncophora, 381 nucleotides long. NCBI's taxonomy places the organism in Eukaryota, Metazoa, Nematoda, Chromadorea, Rhabditida, Trichostrongylidae. The record is from the annotation of a GenBank genome assembly.